Drosophila hydei is the source of this 1081-nucleotide messenger RNA. RefSeq lists its product as uncharacterized. The record is from RefSeq and is a predicted model, not a curated record. Bases 2 to 1063 code for a protein of 353 amino acids. The transcript is spliced from 2 exons. NCBI's taxonomy places the organism in Eukaryota, Metazoa, Arthropoda, Insecta, Diptera, Drosophilidae.
GAUGUCGUGCUUCCAUGUGCUUCUCGUUUGUCUCAUUGCCUCCGGGGCAGUUUUCGGCGAUUACCAGGAGAACAAAGACACCGUAGUUCUAGAUUUGUAUAACGAGAAACUGAACUUUUUCGAAACGUUUCUUUCACCGCAAGCCAUAGACGGCUUGAAGCCAUUGUCCGAUCGAAUAGCUUUCAAUACGAAAGAAAAUCUUCGUAGCGCUGCCAUCUCAUACUCAACGCUACGUGGCGCCAUUAUUUCGUGGUGCACAGAAGUGAAAAAUACUAUUACAGCUGUCAGCAACAGCAGCAACAUUCUACAAAGUCGACAGGCCUUCACAUCGACAGUGCACACGGCGUUGACUGAUAUGAAGAGAUAUUUCGGUGUGAUAGCCGCGGACUUCUCUGAGUCCAAGCAGGAAGACUUCGAGGCGAAAGUCACGAUUUCAAAAGGUGUUCCCAAAAUAACAGUGAUCCAUGGCCAAUUGCCGAGCGACAUAGACGAGGUGCUCCAUUCACUUUGGGAACAAUUGAAAACGAACCAUAGUCUUAGCGUAGUUAGCUCUGAGCCUGUGUUCAUUAAGAAAGUUAUGUAUGGGACACGAAUAAUUGAAAACGCCCUUCAAAAGAUUGAUCAGUCCAUGUUUGGGACCUUUGGCAAAUACAACAUGAUUUCAAAAUGUGAUCCCAUCUACAGGAUGCUAGAGGAAUCAAGUGCACCGGCGAAAGAAGAUCCAGUGCCGCAUAUCACAGCCUCGAUCAGAGAUAUAGUACGGAUCCGGCCACACAGCUGCGGAUUUUUUGGCUCACGUAAAACCAAAUGUGAGGCCGUCUUAUCGCAGUCAACCAUGAUCCAAUUAAGGGAUAACUACCAAAAUGAAAAAGCUAUCGCCGAAUUUUUCGAUAGAAUCACCCCGUCCAAUUUAUCGGAAUGCAAAAGUAAUAUAAAAUUAGUUAUUGAGCACAAAUUUCUUUUGUGGGGAUUUCAAGUGGAUUACAUGCAAAAUUGGCAAACUAUGAUAAUUUCCCUAUGUCUGGGCACUGAUUCGAUAGCUAACGUGUAUGUAGCGGCCUGAAAAUGUUGUUAAAUAAAA